GAUCCUGAUUGUGGAGCCCACCUACUCUUUACAUCUGACGGUCCACGUUAAACGCAUCUCGUUUCGAAUAAACGCCACCGAACACGAAAUAGAGCAAACGCCACCGAAUCAGGAACCUAAAAAAUUGCGAAGCAGCAAAGAUCAUCUUGCAGAGACCAAGAACCAUCCAUGGCGGAGGCGGACCAAAACCGAGAUACUUUAUCAUCAGAGGAGAAGACUGUGAAGUCGCCUAAUGUGUUACAACGGGUCAAUGACGAACUACAAGCAAUGGGUCAUCGUGAAAAGUCCAAGAGUCACCAUCACAAAGAGACUCAUGGAACAAGUGACGACAUUGAUCAGAACACACCAAUUGAUGAUGUGAAAGGGCCUGGUUUCUUUCAACGCGUCAAAGAAGAGAUCGAAGCCAUCCUUAAUGCUGUUACUCCCAAGCGUUUUUCCAAGAAGUGAGAAACAAAAAAAAAAAAACAAAAAAAAAAGACUCCAGAAGCUCAAUUUCGUAUCGUAAUGUUGUAACUCUAAUGUUGUUUUAGUUUUUGAAUAUGAGUUUCUUAACAAACAUUAUGAAUUAUGUGUGGUAGUUUGAAAUUGAUGAAUGAUCCUAUUUACAUA
Molecule: messenger RNA, 609 nt
Organism: Capsella rubella
Lineage: Eukaryota; Viridiplantae; Streptophyta; Magnoliopsida; Brassicales; Brassicaceae
Exons: 2
Coding region: 169-447 (92 amino acids)
Source: RefSeq, a predicted model, not a curated record